CGGGACGGUGGGUAGGUGGGGCGGAGAGCCGUCAAAAUAUCAGCACCUCUCCUCCUCCUCCUCACUUUCAAACUAUAUGUUGCCUCUCAUCAACAAUACAAGACUCAGAAACGAGCCGGAGGUCAUCAGUUGCUAAGUAAAAGCUCUCUGGCUGAACUUACAAAUACAGAUUAACCUGUAACAAAAAAACAUCAUGACUGGAACAGCAGUGGUUCUGAUGAGCCUGGUCUUCAUCCUCUCUGUGGGAGCAGAGGAUAAAUCAAGACUCUACCGCAGGCCUGCAUGCGGAGGUUUGAGCUUCAAUCAAGCGUGUCCUCUCAACUACUCUCCUGUGUGUGGUAAUGAUGGCAUCACAUACGUCAAUGAGUGCACCCUGUGUGUGCAGAGAAUGCACACUAAUGCAGACAUUUUGAUUGUGAAAGACGGCAGCUGCUGAGGUGGAGGACCUUAUGAUGCCAUCACUUCGCUUUUCAUAUCUAUGUUUGUUUAAGAGUGUCGUUUGCUAGGCUCAUCCAGAUCAGUAUACCUAUAAACAGUAGAUGUGUGAACACCUACCACAUGUUAAAAUUAAAAAUAUGAGUUCUGCUAAAAGCAAGUACUAAUGUAUCAGUUUUAUCACAUAUGAGUGGCUUUGAGUGGAUAGUGAUUUUCUACUAAGUCUGUUGGUUUCAUGACCCUGUCCUGUCUUUAUUUAACACAUUUCUUUCUUUAAUAUAAAUUUCUUCUUUUAUUUCUGUCGGAACUGCUCUGAGUGCAAUGUUUUAGGAGUGACGUUUUGGAGUUUAUUUUUCUAAAUAUGUUUUUAAAAAAUCUAAUGAUGUCUGAUUGCAAGCUGUGGGAGGACAAUUUAUACCUUUACCUUUUUUGCUAAUAAAAUAAACAUACUUGACCA
Molecule: messenger RNA, 892 nt
Organism: Puntigrus tetrazona (Sumatra barb)
Lineage: Eukaryota; Metazoa; Chordata; Actinopteri; Cypriniformes; Cyprinidae
Product: probable pancreatic secretory proteinase inhibitor
Exons: 4
Coding region: 194-436 (80 amino acids)
Molecular function (GO): serine-type endopeptidase inhibitor activity; protein binding
Source: RefSeq, a predicted model, not a curated record